This is a messenger RNA of Ostreococcus lucimarinus CCE9901, 1003 nucleotides long. RefSeq lists its product with no specific name. NCBI's taxonomy places the organism in Eukaryota, Viridiplantae, Chlorophyta, Mamiellophyceae, Mamiellales, Bathycoccaceae. The record is from RefSeq and is a predicted model, not a curated record. The transcript is spliced from 7 exons. Bases 5 to 1003 code for a protein of 332 amino acids.
CGCGAUGGGCGCGAGGGCGCGCGCGCGAGACGCGAGACGAACGACGCGCGCGUUCGUCGCGAUUCUCGCGCUCGCGCUGCGCGCGGCGACGACGCCCGCGGCGGGAACGACGCUGCGAUGGCGAAAAUUACACGCGUGGGGGGAGAACAAGCUCGGGGAACAGGGACGAGGCACGGCGACGAGCGCGGGGACGUGCGCGGAGGGAGAGCUGCCGGAAUUAGGAUGGGAUCUGAACGAGACGGUGUCGCGCGUCGUCGCGGGCCUGGACCACGCCGUGGCGCUCACCGCGCGAGGCGAGGCGUACGCGUGGGGGAGCAAUCGAUGCGGACAGCUCGGCACGGGAGACUUUAUAGAUGCGCUCACGCCACAAAGGAUUUUGAGCUCGCACACGAUCGUGGACGUCGCCGUGGGCGUCGAACACACGCUCGCGCUCGCGAGCGACGGCGCGCUCUUGGCAUUCGGGUGCAACACGCGAGGCGCGCUCGGGAUCGGGUCGGCGAAUUUAGGCAGGCACGCGACGCCGCAAACGGUGACGUCGGCAGAGACGUUCACCGCGAUAGCCGCGGCGGGCGCGCACAGCGUAGGACUCACCGAACAAGGGGCGGUGUACACGUGGGGGGCAAACAACCAAGGCCAGCUCGGGCUCGGUGGAUGCGUUUUUCCGGGCGGCCCGGGACGGGAUCCGUGCCUGAACGACGUGCACACGCCCACGAAAGUGCUCGUGAUGAACGACGGGCUCGUUUUACCGCCCAUUAAAUUAAUCGCCGCCGGCGGAGGCACGUUGGCGGGCGUGGCGCGCGUUCCCAUCGGCGGACACACCGUGGCGGUGGCGAAAUUAGAUAAUUCAGUGUACGCGUGGGGCGAUAAUUUUGCCGGACAGUUGGGCGUGCCGCAGGUAUACUUCAACGCGUCGUCAUCCGCGUACUUUAACAACACUCCGACGUACACCCCGAACAAGGUACGGCGCAUUUUUCUCGCGCAGGAUGCACAUUUAAUUAAUUAA